CUUGGAGAGGUUUUCCCAAAUAAUGGGAGACUAUUAAAAAAAAGAAGUGAACUGCAUGUACGUAUACUAGUUAUCCCUAUAAUAAAAGGUAGUGUAGCUAAGUACCUAUAUUAAUACUACUUUAGAGAACCGAAAGCAUAAUGUAGAUCGUUAAGGUUGGCCCCCGUAGCUCGUAAUGAGUUUUUAAAGACCUCAUGCAUGAGACGUUUACUAUUCAAAUUGAAUUUAAAUUUCAUGCUACUUGAGUCUUCUCUCUAGAUGAAACAUAGAUUUUUGCAAAUUGCGAAUUUUGUACGCUGCACAAUUUGAACAGAACAUUUAGUUAUAUUUCAUUGAAUUAGUAGGUACUCCGUGGAGUACCUACUAAUAUCGUUGUACUUAUACAUUUUUUCCCAGUUAGGUAGAAGUAGGUAGUUACUAAGUAUAAAGAUGUUUCAGGGAAAAGCGUCUCGCUGACUGUGCCUUAGACUUAUCAUUGGUCACAAUCUUGUACUAAACUGCUUGUAAAAUAACUACUAUCUGUUCUACCUUCUUCAUAAGGAAUUAUUAUCUAUAGUAGGCUUUAACUAAUUGAUCUGAUCUCCUAUAGUGGAUUCUACGUUGUACCUACCAAAACAUCAUAAAGUUUUUAAUGAAUAGCUGUACGUAUUGUAAAAUCUUUGCUGUUCCUAUAAAUUACACGCUGUCAAAGCCAAGGUCAAAGCUGACACAAUAUAAAACGUCAGUUCGGUAAAGUAUGCCCUAGAGACUUGACAGUUUCUUUCAAGUAUUUCCAUUGGCGAGAUUUGUUUGUGUGUGAGUGAUGUAAAAUCUUCAAUAACUUUCUCAAUGUAGACGUGUUAUUGUAACUGAUAAAAUAUAUUAACGUAAUAGAUAUCCAAGUCUUUAUAUUUAUAUGUACGUCAAGGUUAAUAUAAACAAAUUUAAUGAUAAUUUCGGCAUUCGUCAUUUAUUUAUAAUCAGUGCAACACAUCAUGUCGCUCAGAACUUUGUUAUUUGGGUCUGUGAAAAGGAAUGUUUUUGUGGUGAGUGCCCCUGUGGCCAGGCAUGCUAGUUCUGACAAUGUAACAAAUAACAGAGGAGGCAAGAAGAUACAGGCCAAACAUAUUGCUGCCGUUUUAUUUGGGUCUGUGCUGGUUGGCACUGCUAUUAAAGAUCAGUUUCCAGUGCAAAAACUUGACAAGAAAUCAAGCAUUAAGGAAGGAACCUUCGUAGCGGGAGACAAGAAGCCAGGGCUGCCGGUGUACAGAGUAGAGGAGGUCAGCAAACAUGAUAGCAAGAACAGCUUCUGGGUGACGUACCGUCAUGGCGUGUAUGACGUCACGAAGUUCGUGUCCUCCCACCCCGGCGGGGAGCAGAUCUACAAUGCGGCGGGGCUCAGCAUAGAGCCCUUCUGGAAUGUCUAUGGCAUGCACAAGACUAAGGAGGUGUUUGAGCUCUUAGAAACUUUUAGAAUAGGAAACCUUCACGACGACGACAUAGUAGAUCAUAGCGACGAAGAAUUAUGGGUCAAGGAACCCUUCAGAGACAAGAGGCUUAUAGUGAAAACAGCCAAGCCGUUUAAUGCUGAGAUAUCGCCUAGACACCAGGUGGACCACUUCGAUACGCCCAACGAACUGUUCUACGUCCGGCAACACAUGCCGGUGCCGGAGCUGGAUCAGACGCACAAGCUCCGCGUCGACAUCGAGGGCGCGGGCUCCCGUCAGUUCUCGCUGCGAGAGCUGGACCAGUUCCCGAGGCACUCCCUCAGGGCGGCGCUCAUGUGCGCGGGGAAUCGCCGGAGUGAGAUGAACCAGCAGGUCAAGCCAGUGAAGGGUAUCAGCUGGGCCGGCGGCGCCGUCAGCAACGCCGUGUGGUCCGGUGUGCCGCUGCGGCUCGUGCUGCAGCAUUGCGGGGUCGACCUCACCGACACCAGGGGCAAGCAUGUCAUUUUCACGGGCGCCGACAUGGACGCCACCGGAGUCAACUUCAGCACGUCGAUACCCCUGAGCCACGCGGUGGAUCCGGCGGCCAGGGUACUGCUGGCCACGCACAUGAACGGGGAGCCGCUGCCGCGCGACCACGGGAGCCCGUUGAGGGUUAUCGUGCCAGGAGCGCCUGCCGUACGCAGCGUCAAGUGGCUAGAGUCAAUAACGAUAGGCGAAGACGAGAGCCCCUCGCACUGGCACCAGAAGGACUACCGCGCGUUCAACCCCUCCAAGACCUGGGACACCGCAGACUUCAGCACCGCGCCGCCGGUAUACAGCCUGCCCGUGACGUCGGCCAUCUGUGACCCCCAGAACGGGGACACCGUCGAGGUUGUCAAAGGGCGCAUACAGCUCAGAGGUUACGCUUACUCAGGUGGUGGGGCGAAAAUUCUUAGAGUAGACAUCACCACAGACCAUGGCAAAACUUGGUUAGAAGCAACACCGGUCGCAGUCGACGACGCCCCACCCAGAGAACAUUACGCUUGGACUCUAUGGACUGCGGAUGUUCCAGUAGACAAAAGCCAAAGCGAGAUGGAAAUAUGGGUGAAAGCGACUGAUAGCAACUUCAACACUCAACCGGAGAGGUUCGAAGACAUCUGGAACAUUCGAGGCAUCCUCAGCAACGCGUAUCAUAGAAUCAAAGUGAAACUAAAACAUUAAAUUGUAACUACUUAGUAAUGUGUAGGUUCUUUUACCGCGCUGUGGGUUAUUGUUUUGGCUUGGUGCGUUUUGUUAUUAUUGAUCUGUUAGUAUUGACAACACCGGUCAAGUGCGACUUGGACUCGCACGUAGGUGGGAAGGUAAGUUUUUUUUGUUAUUUACUCUCACCUCCGUAGGGGUUGGGAUUUCCAAAAAUAUGCAGCUUGGAAAUAAUAAGAUUAUUUUCGUUGCAACUGUCUAACCAAUCAAUAGACUACUACAUUUAAAAAAUAUUAUGAAACUACUAGGCGUUUUGUAUUAUAUAUUUUUCUAUAUAGUACAUACCUCUUACUUCAUGCAUUGAUUGUAUAUGGAAUAAAAUAUUUUGGAUAUGCCCGACUUAUGAAAACAAUUAAUAUGAUGAGUUGUAAUGAUAAUUUAGGACAUUAUAGUUUUUUGUGGUGCUAUACUAUAAAUAUUAUAAAUUGUUGCGUCAUUUAUUCGAAAUGUCAGUAGAUUUAAAGCCAAAGUACACUAGCAUUUAAGGCAAUACAAUUGCAAUUUAAGCAAAUUUACAAAAGUAAGAGAGAUAAAUGCGAAUUCAUAUACUGUUAACUUAUUUAUAUAAUUACUCAUAUCAUAGAUAUUUUUGAGAUGUA
Messenger RNA from Plodia interpunctella (Indianmeal moth), 3265 nucleotides. RefSeq names its product shopper (gene shop). The transcript has 11 exons. The record is from RefSeq and is a predicted model, not a curated record. Bases 975 to 2627 code for a protein of 550 amino acids. Gene Ontology annotation, cellular component: mitochondrion. Gene Ontology annotation, biological process: sulfur compound metabolic process. Gene Ontology annotation, molecular function: molybdenum ion binding; sulfite oxidase activity; molybdopterin cofactor binding. NCBI's taxonomy places the organism in Eukaryota, Metazoa, Arthropoda, Insecta, Lepidoptera, Pyralidae.